This is a messenger RNA of Colossoma macropomum (tambaqui), 1901 nucleotides long. RefSeq names its product RNA binding protein, mRNA processing factor 2b (gene rbpms2b). Bases 457 to 1056 code for a protein of 199 amino acids. Gene Ontology annotation, molecular function: mRNA binding; protein homodimerization activity. Gene Ontology annotation, biological process: negative regulation of smooth muscle cell differentiation. The record is from RefSeq and is a predicted model, not a curated record. Lineage: Eukaryota; Metazoa; Chordata; Actinopteri; Characiformes; Serrasalmidae. The transcript is spliced from 8 exons.
CUGCAGCCUUUCUCGGCCCUGAUUGCCACUUUGAACCCUUACUUGAUGACCUAAUUGGCGGGCAGGGCAGUGAUGGCACAGCUUUCCCUUUAUCUUCUCUUUCUCUAUUAGGCCAGAAGUUUAAAACAGAGUAGAUGUGAGCAGAAGUAGGAACGCCACCUCUUCCACCGUCUCAUCCCCACAGUGCACUUUUCCCUCCCCACCCCACCUCACCCACCAGCACCCUCCACCACCAUCUCACCUCAGUUCUUGUCCUUCUACCUUCACCUGCUACUUUUCCAGGGCUUCGUUCGUUGUGGAUCUGGCACUUCCCACCUUCACCCGGGCACAAAGCUCCCAGCAGUCCGCCGCGAACCGCAGGAGACAUCCAGACGCACUUUUUUUGGACUUCAGCGGGAAGCAGGAAAGUUUGUCUUGCUCUUUUUUUUCUUGGCUGUCUCGGGUUUUACCUUCACGAUGAGUGUCAAGUCUGACUCGGAGCCAAAUAACAACGUCUCCCUUGAAGAGGAGGUACGGACCCUGUUUGUCAGUGGCCUGCCAACAGAUAUUAAGCCCCGGGAGCUGUAUCUGUUGUUUAGACCGUUUAAGGGUUAUGAAGGUUCACUGAUUAAGUUAACAUCAAAGCAGCCGGUUGGUUUUGUGACCUUUGACAGUCGGUCUGGCGCUGAAGCAGCGAAAAAUGCAUUAAACGGGGUUCGAUUUGACCCUGAAAACCCGCAGACCCUCCGGUUAGAGUUUGCUAAAGCCAACACGAAGAUGGCAAAGAGUAAGCUGAUGGGCACUCCGAACCCCACAAAUAUCCACCCAGCUCUAGGAGCACACUUCAUAGCACGGGACCCAUAUGACCUGACGGGGGCAGCACUGAUCCCUGCAUCUCCAGAGACCUGGUCUCCAUACCCCCUCUACAUGGCAGAGCUGAGCCCCAGUCUGCCCCACACUGCCUUCACCUACCCUGCAGCAGCGGCUGCCGCGGCUGCUCUCCACGCUCAGAUGCGUUGGUAUCCACCUACUUCUGAGUCAUCCCAGCCUGGAUGGAAAUCGAGGCAGUUCUGUUAAAUAUAGUAUAUGAAAGAUGCUGUUCACUUCAAACUGACUGAACCCAUUGUUGCCCAUACUUAAUCUGGUCCAGCUCAUUUUGGAGUUUGCAGUGUGGGUCUAUCUGCUCUUUUUGGAAUUCAUUUAAGGCUGAUGCUGAACUGAACAGGGCUGAAUACAUCUUGCCAACUAUGUGCUAAACUGGCUCAGAUGGUACAGCCAUAGUAGCACUUGCAUUAUUAGAGUUCCUUCAUGGAAUAUUUUUGGAAUGAGAAAUUAAUAGCAAAGGUUGAAAUUGUGAGGCUGCUUCUUUUCAUUCAGAUUUUGCUCUGAGUUUACAGGGUCUGAGCCAAUCAGCUGACACAUCAAGCAUGUUAUAUAUAUUUUGGCAUGAACUAGAUAAGUAAUAGAUUCUGUGCACCCUUGUAAUGUGUUCCUCCUUGACUGGGUGUAAUAAUCCUUCAUUAUUUGUGUUUGGUAGCUUGGUCUUUUGUGUUAGAUGUGAAGUAGUGGCUGACAUUGUUUUGAGGCAUUAGGUGACUGACACCUUGUGCAAGCUUUCUUUUUUCUUUUUCUUUUUUUUUCUUUCUUUUUUUUCCCUUCCCCGUUCGUCGCGCCCUCCCAAGUCAACGUCUGAAGCAUGAGCUAUGGUUUAAAUGUGCCAUCUUGGUUAAGUGUGUAAAUGUGUUCCUGUGCGACAGCUUGGCCUUGCCAAUGCACAAGACAAUCAAUGUAGUAAAAAGUAGGCCAUAUGGGGAGACAUGUAUUUGUGCAAUUAAAUAAAUAAUCUGUAUAAGUUAUUAACUUUGAUAUUUACUGAUUUUGAUUCCGCAUCCUGUAUUGCAGAUGAACUGGUGUCUUUUGUU